AUGUCAAUAUUCUCCACAAGAUAUUUAGCUACCCCUUUUUCAUCAUUUAGCCCACCAAAGGCAUUUGUAUCAAAAGCCUGCAGCCUCUCUAGUGGACAGCCACUUAAUCACUCUCCUAAUAUUUCCACUAAUCUAAUUUCAUCUUCAAAUGGAAUAACUAAUCCUAUUAGGCGUUCAGGGAAUUACGAGCCUACCAUGUGGAGUUAUGAAUAUAUUCAAUCCACACACAAUCAUUAUGUGGGAGAGAAGUAUAUGAAGCGAUUUAACGAGCUGAAGGAAGAAACUAAAAAGAAUUUGAUGAUGAUGGUUCAUGAGGAAUCACAAGAAUUAGAAAAGUUGGAGUUGAUUGAUAAUUUACAAAGGCUUGGAGUGAGUUACCACUUCAAAGAUGAAAUUAUGCAAUUAUUGAGGAGCAUACAUGAUCAAAGUAGUAGUGAAGCAAUGUCAGCAAAUUCAUUAUAUUACACUGCCUUGAAAUUUAGGAUCUUGAGACAACAUGGAUUUUAUAUCUCUCAAGAUAUAUUGAACGAUUUCAAGGAUGAGCAAGGUCACUUUAAGCAAAGUCUUUGUAAUGAUACAAAAGGAUUGUUACAAUUAUAUGAAGCUUCAUUUCUCUCUACAAAAUCUGAAACCUCUACUUUAUUGGAGUCAGCUAAUACAUUCGCGAUGUCACAUCUAAAAAACUAUUUGCACAAUUUAAAUGGUGAUUAUCAAGAGAAUUGGAGAGUGGAACUAGUGCGCCAUGCCCUGGAAGUUCCUUUGCAGUGCAUGAUGCUAAGAGUUGAGACAAGGUGGUACAUUGACAUUUAUGAAAAAAUCCCAAAUGCUAAUCCUCUCCUGAUCGAGCUUGCUAAGUUGGAUUUCAAUUUUGUGCAAGCAAUGCACCAACAAGAUUUAAGAAAUCUAUCAAGGUGGUGGAAGAAGUCAUUGCUUGCAGAAAAAUUACCAUUUACAAGGGAUAGAAUUGUGGAAGCUUUCCAAUGGAUAGCUGGCAUGAUGUUUGAACCUCAAAAGAAGGGAUACUGUCGAAUAAUGUUGACAAAGGUCACUGCUAUGGCUACAGUUAUAGAUGACAUUUAUGAUGUUUAUGGCACUCUUGAUGAAUUAGAAAUCUUCACUCAUGCUAUUGAAAGAAUGGAGAUAAAAGCAAUGGAUGAGCUUCCAUGUUAUAUGAAACUAUGUUAUCUUGCACUCUUCAACACAAGCACUGAAAUUGCGUACGAAGUUCUUAAAGAGCAAGGGAUCAACGUCAUGCCCUACCUUAUAAAAUCAUGGGCAGAUUUAUGCAAAGCUUACUUACAAGAAGCAAGAUGGUACUACAAUGGAUAUACACCAACUCUGGAUGAAUACAUGGAAAAUGCAUGGAUUUCAGUUGGAAGUCUGGUGAUGGUAGUGAAUGCAUUUUUCUUAGUCACAAAUUCAAUUACCAAAGAGGUGUUGGAAUACGUAUUCUCAAACAAGUACCCUGACAUAAUUCGUUGGUCUGCUACUAUUAUUCGUCUUACCGAUGACUUAGCCACAUCAUCUAAUGAAAUGAAAAGAGGUGACGUUCCGAAAUCAAUUCAGUGUUACAUGAAAGAGAAUGGCGCUAGUGAAGAAGAGGCAAGAAAACAUAUCAAUUUAAUGAUAAAGGAGACAUGGAAAAUGAUAAACACAGCUCAACAUGAUAAUUCAUUAUUUUGUGAAAAAUUCAUGGGAUGUGCAGUAAAUGUUGCAAGAACUGGACAGACCAUGUACCAGCAUGGAGAUGGACACGGAAUCCAAAAUUCUGAAAUUCAGAAUCGCAUUUCCAAAUUAUUUUUUGAACACAUCACUAUUUCCAUUCCGUAA
Solanum stenotomum is the source of this 1830-nucleotide messenger RNA. Its product is annotated as (-)-camphene/tricyclene synthase, chloroplastic. Gene Ontology annotation, biological process: diterpenoid biosynthetic process. The transcript has 7 exons. The coding region runs from base 1 to 1830 and encodes 609 amino acids. Gene Ontology annotation, molecular function: terpene synthase activity; magnesium ion binding. The record is from RefSeq and is a predicted model, not a curated record. Lineage: Eukaryota; Viridiplantae; Streptophyta; Magnoliopsida; Solanales; Solanaceae.